GGCUCUGUGAUGUAGCACAAGCUAACCCAGCAGUAAAGUAAUGCUUGUCUAUUUCUAACCAUGUGGAUUUAAAAAGAAAGGAAACAACUUAGGGAGAGGGGAAUAUUUUUCGGGUGGUGCACUAGGCUGCAUCUUCACAGCUCAUGCUCUGUUUAAAUCCGUUCCCGCCCCGUCACAAUGCUGCCCGGGUAUAAACUUGUUGGAUGAUCCUGAAUUAGCAGCGACAGGGCCUUGAAGCCGCGGUGCUCGAGUAGAGUGUUAAUCCGGGAUUUUAGGUUUAUGACCGACGGAUAUUAUACAAGGCUUUACUUAUUUUAAACAAUCAUUUUCUGACAUGUCGCACACUGGACCCCCUCCUCGAUGGCGUAACUGUCCCAGGAGAGGGCAGCCGGUGGCAGGUAAAUUCCUGCCUAUGAAAACAAUGUUGGGUCCAAGGUAUGAUGACCAAGUUGCAGAAGAAAACAGGUUUCAUCCAAGCAUGCUGUCCAACUAUUUAAAAAGCCUCAAAGUCAAAAUGGGUUUGCUUGUGGAUUUGACAAACACUACUCGCUUUUAUGACCGCAAUGACAUUGAAAAAGAAGGAAUUAAAUAUCUGAAGCUCCAGUGUAAAGGCCAUGGGGAAUGCCCUUCUAAGGAGACAACUGCAGUUUUCAUCAGACUCUGUGAAGACUUUAUAGAGAAGAAUCCCACAGAACUGAUAGGAGUCCACUGCACGCAUGGCUUCAAUCGGACUGGCUUUCUGAUAUGUGCAUACCUGGUGGAGAAGAUGGACUGGAGCAUCGAAGCAGCUGUGGCUGCUUUCGCCCAGGCUCGGGCUCCUGGGAUCUAUAAGGGAGACUACCUCAAAGAGCUUUUCUGUCGCUAUGGAGACGAAGAGGACGCACCCUCUGCCCCCCCACUGCCUGAGUGGUGCUUUGACGACGACGAUGGGGAGGUGGAUGACGACGGGAACGCAGUCAGUCAAGAAUCGGGCCCCAGCUCUUCAGGGUCGGCGCCGAACAAAAGAAAGAAGGAGAAGCUGAAGCUGGGUGCGGUAUUUCUUGAAGGGAUCUCUGUGAAAGGGGUCACACAGGUCACAACCCAACCCAAGUUAGGCGAAAUCCAAAGAAUGUGUCAGGAGAUGACCGAGUGGGACAGGUCUGGAUUUCCUGGUGCGCAGCCUGUGUCCAUGGAUCGGCAAAACCUUCGUUUUCUUGAGCAGAAUCCUUAUAAAGUCAGCUGGAAAGCUGAUGGUACACGGUAUAUGAUGCUGAUCAAUGGAAAAAACGAAGUGUACAUGAUCGACAGGGACAAUGCCGUCUUCCACAUAUCAAACCUCGAGUUUCCUUUCCGGAAGGAUCCACGCGUCCACUUGUCCAAAACUCUACUGGAUGGGGAGAUGAUCAUCGACAAGGUGAAAGGUCAACCGGUCCCUCGCUAUUUGAUAUAUGACAUCAUCAAAUUCAAUGGACAACCUGUUGGCCAGUGUGAUUUCAAUAUUCGACUCCUGUGCAUAGAAAAAGAAAUCAUUUUUCCACGUAUGGAAAAAAUGAAGAUCGGACAGAUCGACAAAACCAAGGAGCCCUUCAGUGUCAGAAAUAAACCCUUCUUUGACAUUCAUGCGUCACGCAAGCUCCUGGAAGGCAGCUUCACAUCCCAGGUCAGCCAUGAAGUUGACGGCCUGAUCUUCCAGCCAUGUGGGAGGUACAAGCCUGGAAGAUGUGAUGAAAUCCUUAAGUGGAAGCCUCCGAACCUCAACUCUGUGGACUUUCGCCUCAAGAUCACCAAAGUUGGAGGAGAGGGGCUGUUACCACAGACUGUCGGCUUGCUCUACGUUGGAAACUACGAUAGGCCCUUUGCAAAAAUGAGGGCUACCAAAGAGCUGAAACAGUACGACAACAAGAUCAUCGAGUGCACCUUUGCUAACAACAGCUGGGUGUUCAUGAGGCAGAGGGUGGACAAAAGCUUCCCCAACUCCUACGACACAGCCAUGGCUGUCUGCAAAAGCAUCCAGGAACCGGUCACUAAGGAAAUUCUUUUUGAGUAUCUGGACCGCUGCGCCCAGGGAGCCAGCGCGCAGACCCGGAAACACCCGUCUGACCCGGACUCUGCGCUAAUGCCCCCUCCCCCUCCGAAAAGAGCCAACUGGUCUGCGCCGUAGCCUCAGCGGAGCAAUCAGGACUCCCAACCACAGUCACAGCGAACUCUCGCAUCAGCAGCUAAAAUACCCCCUUCUAGAAACUGUUCAAGCCCUUUUGUUGCACUGCAUUCGCUCCCCUGGCUUGUACAUUUAAGGACCUGAGAGAUGUGAAUGCUUCAAUGUGAUUCAUUCUGACAUUUACCAUGUAGACCUAUUUGUAGCUUUAAUUGCUUGUGUUCUAAUUAAAACACUGAACAUAAUGCUUAGAUUAUUUUUUUUGGACGGCUUUCUAUUUAUUUUUUUUUAUUCUGAGCAAACCAAUCAAAAAGGACUUUGUCAUGACUACAAUUAACACCAGAUGAACUUUGUUUACUUUGUGUCAACAAUUUCCUUGUUUUAAUUUGAAAGAAGAGUAAAUACCAUCAAAUCUCAAUCUGUCUUGA
Molecule: messenger RNA, 2562 nt
Organism: Cyprinodon variegatus (sheepshead minnow)
Lineage: Eukaryota; Metazoa; Chordata; Actinopteri; Cyprinodontiformes; Cyprinodontidae
Gene: rngtt
Product: RNA guanylyltransferase and 5'-phosphatase
Exons: 16
Coding region: 335-2140 (601 amino acids)
Biological process (GO): protein dephosphorylation; 7-methylguanosine mRNA capping
Molecular function (GO): ATP binding; protein tyrosine/serine/threonine phosphatase activity; mRNA guanylyltransferase activity
Source: RefSeq, a predicted model, not a curated record